UUUAAGUAUAUCUAAUUCAUAAAAAUGAUUUAAUAAAUCAUUUUUAUUAUAUUUAUAUGUAGAUUUAAAAUGGAAUGGAGGAAAUAAUAAUAUUUUGGCAGCCCCAAGUGUAUUCAAAAUUUACUGAGGAUUGCAUUAUUUUGUCCCAAAUAUCCAUUGUCUCUUCCAUUUUGUGCUUUGGCUUUUGGAUAAGAAGUAGUAAUAGAAAAAAAAAUGGCGAGCGUCUCAGCAUUUUCCAUUUGCAGAGCAAAAUCUGAUUCUCAAAUUCCCCAUUCCUGUUCAUCUAUUGUAACUCCCCAGUUUUUCCCAGUUCAAUUCCUUCGAUUUCAAAGUAACAGGGGCAUUUUCGAUGGUUAUGCUUGCUCGGCAAGUUUGGUGAAAGCUAAGGUCCCUCUGAGAAGUAGUAGUACUAGGUUAUGGUCGUCAACUGAGGAAGAUGGUACUACUACUGCUGUUGAAGAAGAAGAAGCUGAAGCUUCUGCUGCUCCGACCUCUACCUCUGGUCAGACUGUUUCUGUUCCCGUCUCCCCUUCUGAUGUUCUUACCAUGUUCUUUCAGGCAGAAGGAACAAUGAAUGAAGCUGCUAUUACUUCUGUGACUAACGCUUUAGAGGAUAUAGAAGGCAUUACAGGUCGCAAAGUUCAAGUUGUCGAGGGCAUUGCAAGUGUCGAGUUAACAAAGCAAACGACGAUACAAGCUACAGGGGUGGCUUCCAGUUUGGUUGAAACAAUACAAGGUUCUGGCUUCAAGUUACAAACAUUGAAUUUGAGCUUCCAGGAUGAAGAAGAUAUUAGUUAAGGAGUGGCUUUUGGUGUUCAGAGACAUGAUAGGCUGAUAUCUUUACGAGCAUCUUAAGAGAAUUAUAUUUCUCUUUCUGGAUGCGAGUAGUUCAGUAAGCUUAUAUCUGUUAACAUUUUUGGUAUUGUCUGGUUCUUUGAUCUGUUUAUUCCUUAGCAGAUGCUCCUUUUCCACAAUAUAUAAAAAAUACUUGUGAAUUUCAAAUGAGCAGCAGAAUCAAUUUGUUUA
Capsicum annuum is the source of this 1026-nucleotide messenger RNA. RefSeq lists its product as uncharacterized. The coding region runs from base 214 to 798 and encodes 194 amino acids. Lineage: Eukaryota; Viridiplantae; Streptophyta; Magnoliopsida; Solanales; Solanaceae. The record is from RefSeq and is a predicted model, not a curated record. Gene Ontology annotation, cellular component: chloroplast. The transcript has 4 exons.